ACCAAAGUCAUCAUCAUCAACAACUAUCAUUAUCCAUUUCUCUUCCUUGUUCUCUCACUCAACAUUCUUAUCUCUCUCACGCACUCUACUCUUUCUCUCAAGAAAAAGCUCAUCGUAAUAUAUUUUUAUUUCAAAUUAAUAGCUACAUCAAUGGACAUGAAGAAAACCAAAGCUGCUUCCUCGCCUUCGUCGUCUUCUUCAUUUGAUCAUCUGUUUGGUCCGAAAGGAUCAGCCUCUGCUUCUUCUGCUUCUUCCUGUUCAACUAUACUCGACUCCAUUUUCCCUCCUCCGAUAACAAGGAAGAAGGGAAAUCACACUAAUCAUGAAGUUCAAAGCAGCAACUCCCAAAUUACUGAUGAGAAAAGCAGCCAUGAAAAGAGAGAAGCUUCCUAUUUCAGCUCCUCCAUUUACUACGGAGGCCAGCAACACUAUUCACCUCCACGAACCGAUGGCUCCUCCACUUCUCCAUCUCAUCAACCCAAAGAAACUGAUGAUCGCACUGACACAACCGCCUCUGCUUCCAGAGGAAAUUGGUGGAAAGGUUCUUUGUAUUACUAAGAUCAACUUAACUUAGUCCACUUGAGGCCAUAUAUAUCGAUCGACUGCUUUCAUAUCCGUAACUUUGCUGUGUGAUCUUUGGGGUUUUGUUUAUAAGUUUUUCAUCUUUCUUUUGUCAUCCUACAUGUUGAGGAUUAAUUAGUAGUUAGCAGAGGGCGGUUAAUGGACAUCAUCUACGAUCGUUGUACCACACAUACCGAGUAAAUAAACAAGUCAUAUAUUUUCAUGAUCAAUCGUCGUUUUCCGAUCUAAACAUUUAUUGAAACCAAACCAUAAUACACCUGUGAACAUGUGACAAUUUAGACUGGUUCUCAAGGACGCAUCUAUUGCUCUCUGUCUUCUCCUUCAAGGCAGAGUAUAAGCUCCACAUCUGUAACCGAUGGGACGAUCAGCGAUGUUGCAGCGUUUAGGAAUGGUCAUUGAGAUCUCUGGCUUUGCUCCAGAGCUUCUAGCUGUAGAAGAGAGCAUGACAGCGCAAAGACACUUCGGGUUCUUACCCAUUUGUUUCACUCGAACACAGCAAGUUGGGGACACUUUAGCAGACUUGUCUUGUGCAGCCAUUGCACAAGGAGCCAGCUUUAUGGCUUCUCUAUCCGGAGGGUUUCUCCCGCAUUCUCCAGCUCCAUCGACCGUGGCUUUAAGGCUGUAGAUGCACAAAACUAGGAACAACAUGCGAGAUAAAACGUGGGUUCCCAUUCUUGAAGAAGACCUGAUAAGCAUAUGCUACUUGUGGAACCUGAGAUUUAUAGCAAUCGAAAUGGCAGGAGGAUUUGGCAGGAUCAAAUAAAAUCCACAUAGAAGUAGUGGAAGAAGCACUAAAGGAACAUAGUAAUUACUUCACCUAAUCAGUCGCAUUAAGUGCCUCAAAGUGCACAGUUAAAUUAAUCUAAAGUAAGGUCAGGCUGCCCUUAGUCUCUAAGCUAAUCAUUUGAAACCCUUGAGAAAGCAAAGAGGUGUCUUUACAUGACAAACCAAUAGCACAAAGCAAAGCAAAAGCUUCAAAAGUAUAAAUGGGUCCUUCAGAUCAAAAACACAUCUGUUGUGUUGCGCUUCAAUGUCAGUUUACUUUUCUUCAGUCCUCAAAGCUAUCGAUGCAAAUAACUUAGCUGAAGCAGCUCCAAAGAUACGUGGGAUAGUAUUAAAGAGGAACUCAGCUUAGUCAAAAAACUCGAAACUAGAAACAACUAAGAAGCUUUAAUCCAAAUCAGCAACAUAGAAAGGUUUGAUGUUUGAUUCCAAGUGGGGUAAGAAAGUUCUUUGUACACUACUAGCUCUGCUUUAUCAAUAUCUGAGAGAUCAAACCAAACAAGCAUCAAGAAUCCAGCAUAAUCCAAUACCCAUUUCCUCGGAUCGAAUAUGUGUGAAUCCACCAGUUAAUUAUUCCUGAUAACAGACAGAGCCUAACUCCCAUCUAACAGAGAAUAUUAUCAAACUCACAAAACUGAAGAAAUCAAAGAUUUACAAGAACCAUAUCUCGGAAUCUGCAUAAGAAUCAUUUCUCAAUCAUAUCAUCAACAUCCGAACAACGCGGAAUGACCACGCUUCGCGUACAAAACAUGUUCCUAUUUGCAUCAACCAUGCAAUUUCAAACCAUGUUCUAACGAGUGAAAGCAUAGAGCAUAAGAGAAACAUAGAUGAAAAGUGCAGAAGGGACCAGGAUCAGGAGCGGCACGACGGCUGCAUAAGUGUGGCCACUCGCACCACAACCAAAAGUCCCGAGCUUGAUCUGAACAACGUUGAUCAAAGCCAACAUAAGGAACCCACAUCCGCAAACAGAGCCCAAACCGGAGAUCACCAUCCCGAAUCUGAGAGCCGUCUUGUUGACGUAGUACACCACUGGAUCGAUCCGAGUGGAGAAGUGAAACGAAGCGGCUAUGUUGAGCCUCAUGGCUUGUUUAAGACCUAGUGCGAUGAGACUGGAGAACAGGAAGGAAGCGAAGGAGUAGACAUGGAAGGCGACGAGAUUCUCCGCCAUACGAGCCGUCGGGUUGCAAUUCGGGUCGGUUACGAGGCUGUUUGAUGGGUCGGUAGGGUUCCAAGCUAAUCCGAUGAAAACGGCGAGCGUGAAGAGAGAGUUCACGUUAACGAUUCCGUCGAGAGCUGUGAUGUGAAUACUCGUCGUCAUUUUCGCCGGCAGAUUCGAUUCGGCGACUAACAGAUUCGGCGAGAGGUUAAUGAGACAGAAAAAAAAGAAAAACUGGGAUUUUCCAAAAAAAAAAAAAAAAAAAAGGAACGCCGUUGCCGGGGAUCGAACCCGGGUCACCCGCGUGACAGGCGGGAAUACUUACCACUAUACUACAACGACUUUGAUGUUAACGUGUUGCAUUAGCUAAAAUAAUAAUAUUUUUACGGUUAUUAAUUGACUUUGUUGGUGUUGUUUACCAACCAGAACAAAUUUGAUGUGAAGAUAGAAUAAAUAAGUACUUUUGCUUCA
Molecule: messenger RNA, 2992 nt
Organism: Thlaspi arvense
Lineage: Eukaryota; Viridiplantae; Streptophyta; Magnoliopsida; Brassicales; Brassicaceae
Source: the annotation of a GenBank genome assembly